Messenger RNA from Oncorhynchus gorbuscha (pink salmon), 3298 nucleotides. Its product is annotated as E3 ubiquitin-protein ligase znrf2-like. Lineage: Eukaryota; Metazoa; Chordata; Actinopteri; Salmoniformes; Salmonidae. The coding region runs from base 1604 to 2173 and encodes 189 amino acids. The record is from RefSeq and is a predicted model, not a curated record. The transcript has 5 exons.
UUUAGACCUGGGACACCAGGUGGGUGAUUCCCCUCUAAUCAGGGACUGGUUUAGACCUGGGACACCAGGUGGGUGAUUCACCUCUAAUCAGGGACUGGUUUAGACCUGGGACACCAGGUGGGUGUAAUUAAUUAUCUGUAGAACAGAAACCCAGCAGGCUUCGGACCUGUAGGGUAAGAAUUGAAUAGCCCUGCUGUAACAACAAAAUGUGGAGUAUUUCAAGGGGUAUGAAUACAGUGCUUUCUACUCUAAAGGCACUGUAUCUCUGAACAUGGCAACUAUAAUACAUUUAACUUGCUCUCUGAAUAGUUUAAAGUCUUUACUUUGUCCUAUAAACAUGUCUCUUGAUUUGUUUUUAAUUAUUUAAUUUUUUUGUUCAAGCUAAUCUAAUGUGUGUUUUCUGUUUGACCUCCAGUGUGUAUGAAGGCAUUCAAUAUAACUGUUGGAGGAAGCAACGAGUCUGACUUUCUAUGCAAAUACACCGUACAUAUUAAAUACAAUCUAUAUUACAUAUUUAAUGUCAUAUUUGACUGGCUUUUCAUUAACACCUACUAUGUCUAUCCAGGGUUUCCCAAACUCCCUGCAUGGUUAGUUUUUUCCCUAUCACUACACCAUUCAUUCAAAUAAUAAACUAAUCAUCAAGCCGUGAUAAUUUUUAUCAGCUGAGUACUGUUCGGGCAAAGACCAACACGUGCACGCACCGCUUGGGGUCGUGAAGACAUCGUUUUGGAAACGCUGUGUAAUGAUCUGUGUCCGUGCAACUGUUGCUCAUGGGGUUGACGUCACUUGACCUGUCACACACACACACAAGAGGAAGAGGGCAUUAGGGCAGCUCCUGCUUCUCUCUCGUCAACAAUCACAGUCAGCAGACUAGAUAGACUACAGCAGAGCAGCUCGAACUCAAGAGCGACGCCGCUUUCUUCGUGAGAUUGUAAUAGCCUAUAUUUUAAAUUCAGUUUGUAAUGGAGAAGUGUACAUAUAGUCACUAAAGUGGGACAGUCGCGGUGUAGGAGUUGUUGAGUUGUUGUGCGGCAAACCACCCAUGACCAAAGCGCAUGGAAUAUUGGAAUAAUUCUGCGACGCAAUAAUACACUUCGACCUGAAGCAGCGAGCUGGGAGUGCAUUUUGUCCAUCGAAAAUAAUUCCGUUCUAUAUUGGAGGUUACUUUUAUUGACUUUUCAAACCACUGAUAUUUCUUUGUCUGUUUCCCUUUGUUUUGGCUGUCUACACGACUGCUGGACUGGACACAGUCAUGCGCUCUCUGUCUCUCUAUUGUGACAUCGAGUUUCCAGCAUUUUUCCGAGGCUAUUUAUGGUUUAUUUGAAUAGGGACCGAUAUAAUCAAAUUGAUAUAGCGAAUAAACAAUUAUCUAAAACUUUGCACAGUGUGUAGGACCAUUUUCAACACCUGACCCUCGAUGGGAUUUUGGAAAGCUUUAUGAGACUGUAGAGGACUGGCUAGAACUUCUGUUUUACAGCACUUCACACAGACCUUACAGCACUUCACACAGACCUUACAGGACUUCACACAGACCUUACAGGACUUCACACAGACCUUACAGGACUUCAUAUUUUGUGGACAUCAGAACAGGACAGGAGCCAUCAUGGGUGUCAGGCAGAGUAGUCCCAUGGCUGAGAGUCGAACCCGGGCAUAUUCUAGCCCUGUCCCCUCCUCUGGAGGCAGCACUACCCCAGUGUUCAGAUACACAGCUGGGCCUGGUGGGCCCCAAAUUCACUACACCGGAUGGAACCGACCCAGCUCCUACCACCAGAUUAAUGUAACUCAUGGCGGGCGGAGCAGGACGGAUGUGUUCGGUAACAGUCUGGACCAGGAGGAGCCAGACUGGGAGAGAGGAGAACACCAGCUGAUGAUUGGCUCUCUACCACUUCACCUGUCCCCUAACCUACUGGGAGGGUUCCACUGUCCUGUGUGCAGUAAGUUUUUGGUGUCAGAUGAGAUGGAGAUCCACCUGAUCAUGUGUCUCACCAAGCCACGACUCGCCUACAACGAGGACGUUCUGGAGAAGGAUAGUGAGGAGUGUGCCAUCUGUCUAGACGAGAUGGAGCAGGGAGACACCAUCGCUAGACUGCCCUGUCUCUGUAUCUACCACAAAGGGUGUAUAGACGAGUGGUUUGAGGUGAAUCGUUCGUGUCCAGAGCACCCCUCGGAUUAAAGCUUCAGAAACCCACGGCAUGUCUACUAUCUACCUAGUUCAUCUAGAUCUACAUCUUCAUGCUGGCCUAUGAAUCUACUUUAUCCAGAUCUACUUCUUCAUGACAUGCUGGCCUAUGAACUACUUCACCUAGAUCUACUACUUCAUGACAUGCUGGCCUAUGACUCUACUUUACCUAGAUCUACUUCUUCAUGACAUGCUGGCCUAUGAAUCUACUUCACCUAGAUCUACUACUUCAUGACAUGCUGGCCUAUGAAUCUACUUCACCUAGAUCUACAGCUGACCUGCUGGUCCGUGAAUCUACUCUACUUAUAUCUACGUCUGACCAGUGUUUGAAGAAUGACGACUCUAGCCUGUAAAGUGCAGCCUACUCUUUUGCCUCACCAGGAUACCCCGAAUUUGCCUGGAAUGCUCAUUUAGAGAUGCUCACCAUAGACUUCAAUAGACUGGGCCAGGACCCGUCUUCUGAGAGUUGUACCUCAGCUGACUGACUGACAAUGAGGACGCUGCUCGUGCUUAUAUAAGACACUGAUGAACGAUGAUGACUUGAGGAACACGGUGGAGCAUGGACACACAGCGAGACUUCACAUUCCUCUCAGAUCUACUCGGUAGGGGUGGAUAACUUCAUUGUUAGUAUUACUGUAUUAUAACAAUGGAAUAAUGGGUUUGAUUUUAACGGUGUAGAAUGAGGGUAUUUAGACAGCCGUUUCUACUGUAGUAAGACACACGGUCUGAGUGCUGUGGCUGAAACAUGCAGUUACUUCUGUCCUUCAUUUGUACUUGUGUCAAUUAUGAAAUCUCACGUUCUGUUGACCUUCAUUUUUAUGUCUGUGGUGUAAAAUAAAUGUAAAGGGAAUUAAACCGGGAAUUAAAACCUUUGAUUUACUCCAGACUUCACUGUGAUAUGUUUAUUUUGCAAUAAGAGCUUGAAUUCAUCGAAAUAAAGAACUAAAGCACAAAUCAGCUCCAGAAUAUGUACUGUAAAAAUAUAGUGAAUAUAUAUGUACACAAUAUCAUUAAUAGUAUGUCUAAAUCAUGGGUGUUACAUGUGUACUGUGUUUUAAUAUUACUGAAUCAGAACUUUCAGAGGUUUAAGAAACUAAGAAUAAAAAUGUAUCAAAUUGA